This is a messenger RNA of Lolium perenne, 889 nucleotides long. RefSeq lists its product as uncharacterized. Lineage: Eukaryota; Viridiplantae; Streptophyta; Magnoliopsida; Poales; Poaceae. The record is from RefSeq and is a predicted model, not a curated record.
GGCGAACUUGUCAGUCUCUAGAAGCGAGUACGUACCCUUCCGUUGACACGGACAGCACCUACGAACGUGCGCUAGUUCCCGUAUAAAAACCGAUGCAGUCGCAUGCUCCGUCUACACGAUGUUCCAACGCAUCAGCCGAUCAGCCAAGCAAUCCACUUCGCACUUUGCUCCGACAGGCUCACGACGCACCCACAAGUAAGUCGUCGGGAGGGAAGAAAUGGGCUCGUGCAUCUCGCACUCCCCGGCCUCGUCGCCGGCAGGCUCAUCGGGGCGGAGACCGGCCAUGGCGAAGGUGGUUGGCCUGGACGGCUCCAUGACGCAGUAUGCGGCGCCAGUCACGGCGUGCGAGGCCCUGGGGAACGACGAGCGCAACGGAAACGAGUCGGUCUUCCUGUGCAGCUCCGACGAGCUCCGCUUCGACGCGGCCCCGCGCGCGCUGGCGAACGAGGAGGAGCUGCAGCCAGGAUGGCUCUACUUCCUGCUCCCCGUGUCCAUGCUCCACGUCGCGCUCCGCAGGUACGAGAUGGCGGCCCUCGCCAUCAGGGCCAGCUCGGCGCUCGCCGUCGUCAGCGGCGUCGCGUCCCCUCCCCGCCUCAAGAACGUGGUUGGCAACAAGAGCAAGCAACGGAAAACGGCUCGAGUGGCGCCCCUUGUCAGCCCUGGCCAGCACGCCGAACUUGCAGACGGUGAAUGGAGUCAGCACGCGUACGGCAAAUAUGGUGGCGCUCGCAAGACAGUGCGCGGCGGCAGUGCUGAGACAGCUGGGAAGACGAGGAAGAGAUCGGGCUACAGAAGUCGCGGCGCCCGCCAUCGUCGUCGUGCGGCAGACGACGUGCCGAGGUUAAGCGCCACUAGAUUUAGAUGUGCGCCUUGGCGCACGACCCCGUAA